UGAGAAGUUCAUGGUGAGACUGAACAAGAACGGAGGUCCAAAGAAUCCAGAGAAGGUGGACCGGCUGUGUGCCCUCUUCACGGAUCUGAGUAACAAAGACAUGAAGAGAGAUCUCUAUAUUGUCUCACAAGUUAUCAGGACAGGUCGAAUGCUGCUGAAUGACAGUAAGAAGGGUCCUCCGCACGUCCAGUACCGUCGACCGUAUGGCUGUGCGGUCCUGGCCAUGAGCGACGUGCUGCAGACCAUCUCAGAGCUCAAAGAGGAGAAAGAUUUUGUCCUUAAAGUGUACACGUGUAACAAUGAGAAUGAAUGGUACCAGAUCCAUGAGAACAUCAUCCGCAAGUCCAGCACCAAAUACACGGCACCCAGCACCAACUACGGGCUGAUCAUCUCCCUGCAGCUGCUGAGGGGCGACAUGGAGCAGGUCCGCAGAGAAAACCCGCUCAUUUUCAGCAGGGGGGUGGCCAUCACACGCAAACUGGGAUUCCCAGAUGUCAUCAUGCCCGGUGACAUCCGUAACGACCUGUACCUGACACUGGAGCGAGGAGAUUUUGAGAGGGGAGGGAAAAGCGUUCAGAAGAACAUCGAGGUGACCAUAUAUGUGCUUUACGCCGACGGAGAAAUCCUCAAGGACUGCAUCAGUCUGGGUUCAGGUGAGCCCAACGUGCCAGAGCACCGCUCCUUUGUGCUCUACCAUAACAACAGCCCGCGAUGGAGCGAGGUGAUCAAACUGCCGAUUCCCAUCGACCGUUUCAGAGGGUCCCACCUGCGCUUCGAGUUCAGACACUGCUCCACAAAGGACAAAGGGGAGAAAAAGCUGUUUGGUUUUGCCUUCACACCUCUAAUGAGAGAGGAUGGAACUACUCUCUCUGAUGAGAGCCACGAGCUGUAUGUCUACAAGUGUGAUGAAAACACGACCUUCAGUAACCACGCCCUCUACCUGGGGCUGCCCUGCUGUAAGGAGGACUUCAACAGCUGUCCCAACAUCCCCUCCAGCCUCAUUUUCCAGCGCAGCAUGAAAGAGACCUUCUGGAUUUCCACACAGCUCUCCUCCACCAAGCUCACCCAGAACGUGGACCUCUUGGCCCUGCUGAAGUGGAAGGCCCAUCCCGACCGGGUCAUGGACAUCCUUGGACGGCUUCGGCAUGUCAGCGGAGAAGAGAUCGUCAAGUUUCUUCAGGACAUUCUGGACACCUUGUUCUCCAUCUUGGAUGACAACACAGACAAAUAUGGGCCGCUGGUUUUUCAGUCAUUGGUGUUCAUUAUAAACCUGCUCAGGGACAGUAAAUACUACCACUUCAGGCCGGUGAUGGACACUUACAUCCAGAAGCACUUUGCUGGAGCGUUAGCUUACAAGGAGCUGAUCCGCUGUCUGAAGUGGUACAUGGAUCGCUCUGCUGAGGUGGUGAGGCAGGACCACAUACAGGAAGCCAUGAGG
This is a messenger RNA of Maylandia zebra (zebra mbuna), 1438 nucleotides long. The record is from RefSeq and is a predicted model, not a curated record. Lineage: Eukaryota; Metazoa; Chordata; Actinopteri; Cichliformes; Cichlidae.